This is a messenger RNA of Asterias rubens (European starfish), 2665 nucleotides long. RefSeq lists its product as uncharacterized. Bases 159 to 617 code for a protein of 152 amino acids. The transcript is spliced from 2 exons. NCBI's taxonomy places the organism in Eukaryota, Metazoa, Echinodermata, Asteroidea, Forcipulatida, Asteriidae. The record is from RefSeq and is a predicted model, not a curated record.
AAACAACCUUUGGCAGUUCCUGGUUUUAUCAACAAAACGAGUAUUUAAAGACUAUGCACCUUUUUAGAUUAUUUGAGGAAAAGAGAUACAAACAAAAAUUCACAACAAAUUGAAAGGAAAGCUGAGCUGUCACGCAACGUAAACACUUACAUCGUAAAAUGGGUUCAGAAUCGGAGAAUAACCGGUCUUCUUCAGUUUGUUUCGAAGUGAAUUUGUUGAGUAGUACGGAUGAAGGGUCGCCAGUGGCCAUUAUGACGGCAAGUAAACCUCGGGCCAAGUGCCCUGCAAGGCUCCUUCAGCGAGAAACUUCUCGUAAUAAGAAGAAUAAUGAGGACAAAGCUCUUAAAUGGAAACAACGAAUGGAUAAAGCUGAGCAGAACAAGAAGGAUCUUGAGGCAGCUCGUCUCCAUAGGAUUCAUGAGAGACAAGAAUCCUGUCGCAUCAUGGCAUCUAAGAUGGAGAAGUUAUUAGAGCAAGAUGCUAAGAGGCAAGGAAAAGAGGGUACCCAGAACAUCAAAGUAAUGUCAAGGCGUGAGGCUGGAGCAAUGGUACGGAGUGUACACAAAGACUUCAAACAAUUAGGAUCAGAGCUGAAAGAAAAUCUUGGAGCAGAUUGAAUUGGCCUUGCUCUUCUCUUAUUCAAAAAUGAAGGGUGGAACCGAAUUAUAAUUAAUAAAAUAGGAGUGUGCAUUUAGAAUGCACAGUUUCUGUCAUCCCUCUUGGCGCCCAAUUAAGAUGGAGAGUGUUUGAAACAACUUCAAGGUGGUGGUGCAUAUUGCUGCCAGACUGUGGCAGAAACACUUUGACAAAUCUCCUCUAGCCUCUUUUAUAAAUCCAAUGGAUUAUUUUACCUGUAUUACAUAACACACUGGACCUACUGCUUUUCACUAUCCGAAGGACGAAGCAAUAAUGGUUAAGUGACUUGCUUUUAAGGAUUAAAGCGUCAGGAACAGGACUGGAACCUACUUACUGAACAGAAACACCAGAGCUUGAGUCCUGCUCAACUGCUCGGCCAUAAGAUUGCCACAGGCAACCAAUAUCAUUGGCAAUGAGAUUGACAGUACACCCCUACUGCCUUAAGAAGUGUUCGAGUAUAUUUGGGGGUGAGCAAACCAAAGACAAAUCUACUAGAUCAGGAUUUGAACCUACACUUACUGAACAGAAACACCAGAGCUCGAGUCUGGUGGGCUUGACUGUCAGACCAUUAGAUUCCACUUAUAACAACAGACUCGAAUAUCAUCCGCAAUGAGAUGGACAGUACACCCCUACUGCCCUAAGAAGAAUUUUAAAAACAAAAGACAAAUUAACUACAACAGGAUUUGAACCUGCAACCUCCAGGUAAAACAUGCUGGCGCUAUUCCAACAGCUAUUUCACCUGAAUGUUUGCAGUCUUCCUUUUUUUUUCUUCAAUAUCUUUGUCAAGUCAGAAGCCAAGCUGACACUGCCAUAUAGCCAGGACUCGCACCAAAGUUAAGGAUACAACCUGGUAGGUUGUAGUCUUUGUUGAAGACCUUCUUGUGUUGUUUUGUCACAAUAUUCUUCAAGAUGGCGCUAUAAUCCUUGACCGUGUUGGAGAGCGGUUCACAAUUUUUGUUUUGGUACCACAUGCUGGCUACGCGUUCCACAGUUAAGGGAUCCAGGAAAGUGCCAUACCUUAUGCGUAUACAUUGUACAUGUACAUGUAUGCGAUGGCCAGCAUGUGGUAAAAAAAAAAAAUUGCGAGCGGGUCACGGAUGAUAGCGCCCUCGGGUGGGUAAAAAAUGUGACAAAUCAACACAAGAAGGUCUUCAACCAAUCAUAGGGGAACAUCUUAGGGGAACAUUUUAUGGGAAUAGAGCUCUUUAUUUAAAAAAUCAAGCAACAGACCACAUUAUUAUAUUUAACUGACUGUAAUGUUUUAUUAACUUUUGGGGUAAACAAAAACAACAGAUUUCAAAUGUGAAAAGAAUAACAAAUGACCGAAAAUGGUCCAACAAUUUACGAUGGAAGCAGAAUGGUUAUUGAAGCUUUUUCCAAUCAGCUUUUGAAAAACAGUUCCAGGGGAACCCCAUUAUUUAUCUCUGUCCAACCAUGGUCCAAGUGUUAUAGAAAAGCUGAUACAGCGAAAAGGGGACCAGACUUUGAUUACUUGCUGCAGGUUUGGGCCAGGAACAUCAAUUUUUAAAAAGUUGAUAUCUAUGACUUCUUAAUUUUACAAAAAAUAAAUAAAUUCUUAUGGUACACUUUGUGUAUUUAAUACAGGUAUAAACGAUUAACUUUCUCCCUGCAACAAAACAAGUAAUUGACCUCUAUAAUUUUUUUAACAUCUUAUUUUGUAACAGCUAUUUUAGUAAAUGGUAAAGUAUUUGCGGAUGUUGAAUCCAAGAUACAAAUUUUAACUAACACGCAAGUCAACAAUGACUUUGAAGCAAUUGCAUACAUUUGUAGAUCUUGUAAUGGCUGUUUCAUCAGUUUGGGUACAACUUCUGUUGUUGGAUGUUUUUCUGGAAAGAAAAUUGUUUGAGUGUCUCUUGUUCUCCUUUCUUUGUUUUAAAUGGCAAUAUCAGAUGUGUUUUAAAAAUAAAUUGUGAACAUGUAGAGAUUUGAAGGCGAAGUUAAAGGCAGUGGACACUAUUGGUAAUUGUCAAAGACUAGCCUUCACAGUUGGUGUAUCUCAACAUAUGCA